Messenger RNA from Penicillium oxalicum, 735 nucleotides. RefSeq lists its product as uncharacterized. The coding region runs from base 1 to 735 and encodes 244 amino acids. Lineage: Eukaryota; Fungi; Ascomycota; Eurotiomycetes; Eurotiales; Aspergillaceae. The record is from RefSeq and is a predicted model, not a curated record. The transcript has a single exon.
AUGAGUUCUGCCUCCGAGUCGACGGGGGAGGUCCAACCCCGCUAUCAACAGCUCUUUAUCGAGCUCGAGAAGCGCUUCGCAUCAACAUCCCUCGGCAAGGACAAGUGGUACAUACUCGCCCUCGCCACGAUAGUCGCCAGUCCGGAUCCCGAGCGUGCAGACCAACUGUAUCUCCAUCUCUGCGCGCAACCGAGCUACUCCGCCUCUUCCGACCGGCAAGCCCUCGUGCGUCGCCUGCGAGAAACCCUGGUCAAAGCCGUCUGCAUUGUUGGAGUAUGUAAACCCAUCGAGGCCAUCCUCGCCAUCGCCAAGGUCGAACGCGACGAGGACAAGGACUACUCGUUCACCCGUGAGAACUGGCAGUGCAACCAGGCCAAUCAUGAGCGUGGAACAGCAUGGAUGCAGAAGCUCUACACGCGAAACACCAGCAGCACGGUGAAUCUCUUCGCGGCCCACCAGGAUUUCAAGUGGCUCUCGGAGGAGAUCACGUACGGCCUGUUUCUUUCGGAUCGCCAGGUACUGGAUGACGUGGACACACAGCUGGUGGUGUUGCCAGGAAUCAUGAGCCAGAACCUGCCCACUGAGACUCAUUGGCACAUUCGAGGCACGCGCCGACUGGGAAUUCCCAAGGAAGAAGUUCAGGUCAUAUGGGACUGUGUGCAGCUGGUAGCGCAGUUUUUUGAUGUCAAGCUAAACAAAGUGCCCACUGUUGACCAGGUGGAGUCCGAUGUGUAG